This is a messenger RNA of Dioscorea cayenensis subsp. rotundata (Guinea yam), 723 nucleotides long. Its product is annotated as rapid alkalinization factor-like. NCBI's taxonomy places the organism in Eukaryota, Viridiplantae, Streptophyta, Magnoliopsida, Dioscoreales, Dioscoreaceae. The transcript has a single exon. The coding region runs from base 92 to 466 and encodes 124 amino acids. The record is from RefSeq and is a predicted model, not a curated record.
UGUCCAACUUCUCCUUCACCAUAUCACAUAUCCCUUAUUACAUAAGAGAAAACCAAAACUUGAAAGAGAGCAAGAUCAAAAGCAAAAAGACAUGAAGAUCACCAAAAAUAAACAGUACUCAUUCUCCCUUUGUUUCUCUCUUGUAAUAUUAUCAUUAGCAGCAGCAACAGCAGCAGUUGUAAGUUCUCAUGCAUACAACACAGCAGAUACAAAGUUCAUAAGAAGAACAUGUAAUGGUACCAUAGCAGAGUGUGAAGCAGAGAACAGUGAGUUUGAAAUGGACUCAGAGAUUCACCAUCGCCUUCUUCAACAAAGUGGUACGAAAAUUGAUUAUGGUGCUCUGGUACCUGACCGUCCUGCUUGUGAUUCAGGUAAUGGUAAGUCUUACUCGGACUGCACCCCUCGUCGGAAUGGCAAUCCACCCAGCCGUGGUUGUAGGCCUUACGAGCAAUGCCGCACCAAUUGAAUAUUAAUUAUUUUCUCAUUGUAAUCUUUCUUCUUCUUCUUCUUCUUCUUCUUCUUCUUGUUUGAUCUUCUUUUACUCAUCGUUUUAAUUACUACUACAUAUGUUUAUGUUCAAAUCAUUUUCUUUCAUGUCAAUCAGUUGUUCUAGUUGUGUUGUUUAUUGGAAUCGGUGAAGUAUUAAUUUGUGUUUUUUAUUGGAGAGACAGAUUUGGAGUUCAGUUCAUGCAUAUGUUUAUGCAUGUUCUUGGCUUCUUGCCA